GAACAGUGAGUCGUCUGUCAAGAAAUGUUUACGGUCCAAUGGGCGUCGGCAAAUCAUACAUUUCAUGGUUCCUUGCGGCCAAGGCAUAUGCACAUGAUACUUUGACAGCCUCAGAGCUCGAGGAAAUGGUCGAAAUUGAAACAUCGGAAAAUCUUUUUGUGAGUAGCGCCAGCAGUAUCUUGGGUGACCUACUCCAGUCAAGAAGUCAGAAGGCAUUAUUUGUCGUGGAUGAGCAUGGUGCAUUAUUUCCAGAAAAAUAG
Molecule: messenger RNA, 260 nt
Organism: Lobosporangium transversale
Lineage: Eukaryota; Fungi; Mortierellomycota; Mortierellomycetes; Mortierellales; Mortierellaceae
Exons: 2
Coding region: 39-260 (73 amino acids)
Source: RefSeq, a predicted model, not a curated record